Bombyx mori (domestic silkworm) is the source of this 2264-nucleotide messenger RNA. RefSeq lists its product as uncharacterized. The coding region runs from base 75 to 2168 and encodes 697 amino acids. The transcript is spliced from 12 exons. The record is from RefSeq and is a predicted model, not a curated record. Lineage: Eukaryota; Metazoa; Arthropoda; Insecta; Lepidoptera; Bombycidae. Gene Ontology annotation, molecular function: gamma-glutamylcyclotransferase activity.
GUCCCACGGUCAGUUUCAAUUAUACUUUCGUACCGUGAAGUUGUUAGUACAGUGGUUGUACACAGAAAUUAAUAAUGUUUUUAUCACGGUUUUUAUCAACAAUAUUACUUGUGCUCCCGCACUUCGGUUUGCUGAGAUGUGAUUCUACUCAGUACGAGGAUAAGUUCUUGUAUUUCGCGUAUGGAAGCAACUUAUUGGCGAAAAGAAUUCAUAUAAAUAAUCCGACAGCGAUAUUUUAUAGCACUGCCAAAUUGCAGGAUUACCGGUUAGAUUUCAACAUGUACACAGAGCUUUGGAAUGGUAACGCGGCAACAAUUGUUGAAGACCCUGGAGAGUAUGUGUGGGGCGAUCUCUGGCUUAUAAACAACAGCGAUUUGAAGAGCCUUGACGAGCAAGAGCUAGUUGGUUCCGGAGGCUAUUUUGCGAGGAAUGUCACUGUGACAACUCCAGGUGGAAAACAACUACAAGCUAGAACAUACCAAGAGACUGUAGAUCCUCCUAAGUUGAAAGAGGGUGAAUUAUUGCCGGAGGACAGACGACCUUCUAACACCUAUUUAGGGGUCAUCAUUCUUGGCGCUUUUGAAUCAAACCUCCCAUCGGAAUACAUUGGAAAGCUAUUCAAUUUCGUAACUAACGGUAAUACAGCUUCAAAGCCGAUAUUGGAGCAACUUGGCUACCCUUUUAAUGUUAAACACCUACAAUACAAGAUUAAAACAUCUAAAUUUAUACCUGUACAACAAGCUCUAAUUGCAUCACUCAAUUCCACCAUUACUGAAUUAGAAAAUAUUUGGAAUACUGUGGAUAAUUGGGUUGAUAAUGAAUCUCUGUUUCCUGAUAAAAAUGGAGAUCCUGGAAGAAUACUUCAUGCAAUAAAAUCUUCACCGAUAGCACUAGUAGAUAAUGCACCAAAGGGGACACAAUUGAAACUGUUACUUAUUUUAGAGAGUAAACAAAAGGUUUUGUUUAAACCAAAAAGGUAUAAUUUGACUGAAGUUAUCAAAGGACCAGUAUAUGCAGGCUUUGAUAGGUAUAACUCAGAAGUAUUUGCAUAUUACCUUGGGAUGGUACUCAAUAUGCGAUGGAUAGCACCUGCUGUAACUAUGAGGAUAAAUGUCGAAAAUGAUAUUCUCCCUGUUGCGACACUCGGUUUGAAGAACACAAUGGUGAAAAAUGGUAAAGAAGAAUGGAAAUUGUCUCAUACAUUAAGCCUGCAACGAAUUCUAAAUUUGAUUGACGUUGCCAUAUUUGAUUUCUUAAUACAAAACGGCGACAGACAUCAUUAUGAAGUCUAUAAAAACAGAAUAGUUAUACUGGACAAUGGCAAAGGUUUAGGAAAUCCAAUGGUUGAUAUUUUGGAUGUCUUGGCUCCACUCUAUCAAUGUUGCAUAAUUAAUCUACAGACGUGGCAGAACUUACAACUGCUGUCAGGUGGAAGCCUCACUGAGACAAUCAAAAUUCUUUCUUCAUUCCAAGGAGAAAAACUUGCCACAGAAGAACACUUUGAAGCAAUUGAACGAAGACUACUUAAGGUGUACGCGACUGUACAAUAUUGUAUUGAAAAAUACGGCACUGAAAAAGUUUUUAAACAUAAUAUUGAAUUAAUGUUGAAUUCAUUUUCACGUAAGAUGAUGGAUCCGAUCAAAGAUACCUUUUUGUAUUUUGCGUAUGGGAGUAAUUUGUUUAAAAAACGUAUCCGUAUCAACAAUCCAACAGCUGAGUUUUUAGGAGUUGGCAGACUUGAUAAUCAUCAAUUAGAUUUUAUAAAAUAUUCUGAACAUUGGAGAGGCGCAUCAGCAACUAUUAUACCCACUGAACAUGCCCAUGUUUGGGGAGCAAUAUGGAGACUACAUGAUCAAGAUUUACCAUCAUUAGACAGACAAGAAGGUGUUGAUACAAACUGGUAUUUUGCUAAAUCUGUAAAUGUUAUGACUUCUGAUGGUGUUUCAGUUCAAUGUCGAACAUAUCAACAAACUAUUAAUCCACCUUUACGGAAAAAUGGUGAAGAAUUACCUCUCGAAAGAAGGCCUUGCAUUACUUAUUUAGAUUGUAUUAUUAAGGGAGCUGUUGAGUGUGAAUUACCUGAAUAUUAUAUUGAAGAGCUUAAAAAAAUACCCCACAAUGGACAAAUAGCUUCAGCUAAAAUGUUAGAGAAAUUAAAUUCACAGUAAUUUUUUUUACAAAAUAAUCUAAAUCUUAAUAAUGAAUUGACUGAUUACAAAAUUUUAUUGUAACUGUUAAACAUUAAAUAAAUUGUAUAUUUUCAA